Molecule: messenger RNA, 468 nt
Organism: Staurois parvus
Lineage: Eukaryota; Metazoa; Chordata; Amphibia; Anura; Ranidae
Source: the annotation of a GenBank genome assembly
GCGGGCACCGAGUCGUCUGGCGGAACAGCGGGCAUCGAGUCAACUGGCGGGACUGCGGGCACCGAGUCGUCUGGCAAGACUGCAGGCACCGAGUCGUCUGGCAAGACUGCGGGCACCGAGUCGUCUGGCAAGACUGCGGGCACCGAGUCGUCUGGCAAGACUGCGGGCACCGAGUCAACUGGCGGAACAGCGGGCACCGAGUCGUCUGGCAAGACAGUGGGCUCCGAGUCAACAGGCACGACAGUGGGCACCGGGUCAUCAGGUAUCAGAUUGUCUGGCUCGACAGCGGGCAUCGGGUCACCAGGCAUCAGGUCAUUUGGCUUGCCAGCGGGCACCGCGUCAUCUGGCAAGGCAGUGGGCACCGGGUCACCAGGUAUGACAGCGGGCUCUGAGUCAAUUGGCACGACAGCGGGCACUGGAUCAGGUACCGGAUCAUCUGGAUCAACAGCGGGCAUCGAGGCAAAUGGC